CGGUUGGCAGGCGUGAGGCAGUCAAUGGCAGCGGCUGGGAAGGCUGGCGGACCGAUGGCUGGCGGGGGACUCCUAUAAUACCCGUGUCCGGGGCAGCAUGGCUCACAAAAUAGGACUGAACGACACGCAGUACGAGCCAGACAUUCGCGGUGAAGUGGACUUUGGUUUUUUCGACAGUGAUGACGAGUUAGAAAGGACGAAAGGCAGUGAAAUGGUCAGUGGCUCCGCUCGCUUGAGCUCGGUUCGCGGGGCUUCCUCACCUGGCGCGAGGUCGGGGCUGGACUCCCGUUACCGCUGUGUGGAGGACACUUCUUCUCCUGCUGCUGGGCCGUCGGAAGGUCAGCAGGGAGCGCAGGAGGUGGCGAGGGACGAGGAUAAAAGGUGGAGUGGCAGUGCGAGCCCCAGCGCAGGGCAGGCAGGUAGUGCGAGUUCCCCCGAGGCAGCCAAGGCGAGCGCAGCAGCAGCCAUGGAACGAGUAGACCCCAGCCCCUACAGCUCUGACGAGUGGGAGGAGAGUGACGUGAGUGACACGGACGGGGAUCACAGUGACAGCAGUGAUGAUGACGAUCCCAAGUCUCAGGUGGACAGGUUGAUCGAGCGCGGCACCCUCAUGUACAUGGACGGCGAGAACUCCAACCUGUCCUCGGAGACGGACAGCAGUGACAGUGACAGCAGCUACGACGACUGUGACAGUGAUAGUGAGAGUGACAUCACCGAUGUGUCCCCCUUGAUCUCUGCCACGGCGAGUCCCCUGGGCCUGUCCCCCGUCCUGCCCCGCCGCGCCCUGGGCACGUCCCCCUUGGCACUGCACGACAACAGGGACCUGGCCCUCGAGUGCCGCGAGGAGGACAGCCCCGGGCAUGACCAGGGCUACGACUCCCAGCCGCACUGCAACGGCUACAGCAACAGUGACGACUCCACGGACAUGACCCUGUUGCUGAAGGCAGUGGUGGAGCUGGAGAGGAAGCAGCAGAGGAACCGCCGCUCCAACGGCCACCACCAGUACCACAACCACCAGUACCACAAUCAGCAGUACCACCUCAAUCAGCCCUCGUCGCCCAUCACCAUCCACCCCAUUGACGCCAGUCCCCACCACAGUCACCUUCGCAGCUCGCACCACAGGAGGAAGAACAUGUCCUUCUCCAAUGACGAAGUGCGGAGAAUCGACCGUGAGAACCAGAUCCUCCUGCACAAAAUCAUGUCGGCACACAACCGCAGCAGACAGCAUAACUCUUCCAACCAGAACAGCCGGUCCGUCCACAGACCUGCGAACUCUACCGUGACAAGGAGGAGAGAAGACGAGAAGAUUCGCAGGGAAAACAUGAUCUUGCUGCGAAAAAUCCAGGAGGCCAAGCCUUCUCGGGAUGUUACUGCAUCUCGGCCACCCCGUCAUAGGACAACGCAUGGCCUCCGUCCACCCUCAAGCCUUCCCACCACUCCAGGAUCCUGCGGAGCCUCGGCUCGCACAGCUCCAGGCCAUGUGAACACACCAACUCCACGGAAAGAGACGGCUCUCUGAAUUAGCCAUCAAGUAAUAACUUCAGGUAAUUCAUGGCAUAUGAAGCUUGUAACACUGCUGAUUACAGUUUUCUUGUACUCAAGUUGCCAAUAAUAGUUGACAGGGAGGUUCUUCCAUUAAGAGAACAAUGACGUUCCUUUAUGGAGUUAAAUGUGCUGUCUAUAUUCCAAUAUGUCACAUGAAGGUGUCCAGUUUGUAAUGUUAAUUUCUUUUGCUAUCAUGAAAAUGGCCCAGUUUUAUUUCCUUGCACUAAGGAUCAUUUAGGUGUACAUUCUUGUAAUAAAGUUUCAGCAUUAAAACAAAGUUCAUACUUGUGCAACUGUUGACCCCAUUGUCCAGGUCACCACACAUUAUACUUAUACAAAUAUGCAUUGAAAUGUACAGUUGCUUGGUGUUACGUAGAGGUUGCUCUCACUUUAGUGAGUGAAUAAAUGAUUGGUAGAGCAAAUAACAUAUACGGAUUCAUAAUGGUAUCAGUGUGGCAAGUACUGUGAAGGUUCUUUUGGUACAAGAUCAUUUUCUUCUCUUUCUCAGUGUCUUUUGCUCUUUCACUUUUAUUUAUUAUAUACUUUUCCCUAUGCAGAAAUUCAAUCGAAUCUGUUGUAGAUAAACUUUUCAUCUUUCGAUGCAUCCAAACUUGUAAGCAUUUGAGUGCAUUUAGUUAUAUGCAAAGUUUGUUUUAAGGUGUGAAAUCUGAAAUUUCUGUUUAGGGUUAUUAGGUUUCAUGAUAAGAAUGAACUUUGUAUUAAAUGUGUGACAGGAAGCUCAAAUAGGUGGUCAGCCCAUAUUGUGAUUAUUUGGAGUGAAAUGGAGUUUACAGCUGGAAACGUAAACACAUUAGAUAAUAUGGGGUUACUAUCACUACCUCUCUAGCAAAAAUAUCAAUGCUUUAAUUCAUAAUCUAAAGACAUAAAUUUCCCACAAAGUGAAUGCAUGUUAAAGACCUCGUAAGGGUAAUUGAAAACUUGAUAGUUUACUGCAGCUAUUAUUACAUUCCAUUUUUUGGUGCAUCAGAGUUCCCCAGUGUACUGUAGCUAUGGUCCUGUAUCUGAAUCAUCAAGACAUAUUUGGUAGUCAUUUUGAUCAACGAAGAAAGACCAUUGGAUGUAGUAUGUGGUGUAACGGUGUGAAUUGUACGUAUGCAGCAGUCAAGGUUGAUGGCUUCUGUUAUGUGAGAACAUUAACAUUGAUGUGUUCCAAAUGUGUUGUUGUUGUUGUAUAUAGCAUUUUAAGGGAUGAGUUGAAGAUGAUUAUACUUAUGAAGUAGAUGUGAGCAUAAAGAGAGAUUCCAGCCUGGCAGUUUGGCAGCUUGCAGCAGUGACUGCCUUUUCUUACAAGUAUCAAAACAUCAGGUUCAUGAAAAGUGUAAAGAAAAGCAUUGUUAUCAGUGCUUGCUAGUUGAGAAUAGGAGAUAAACCAUUUUUACAAAGAAAUGUAGGGCUCCAGCUUGAGAAUGGAUUGCCAAAAAGGAUGCACAUUCAUGCUCACAUUUAUUUCAUUUGAAUUAUCCUCUGCUCAACUCAACGUGUGGUAAUUCUUGUGUUCAGUUACUAUGGACUUCUCAUGUAUCUCGCUGCAGUUCAUGCCUCAGUCUCAGAUCUCCUAGGAUUGGUGAAGUGUGAACAGGGUUAGUUAGAUAUUCAACAAUUUUGAGUCCAUGGCAUUAAAGCAGGAGACAGGAACAGUAAUGCAUGUGGAGGUGUGAUAACGGAAGUUUCAUUUCUAUUAAUAUUAUGCUUAGCACUUUAAGGGAAAUGUCUUUAGUAAUGGACUUGGUACGCCAAGGGAGAGAGGUAGCUAAGUGAGAAUAUUCUUUUGAUAGUUUAUUCUUACAAUAUUAGCUACCAACUCUAAAGCAAGUAAUUGUCUUUAUAGGCAAUUGAUCUAUUACUGAUGCACAUCAAUAUCAAUAUUUAUCUGGCUUGAAUAUUACCUUUCAACAGGUAAUCUCAUAAUCUGAACUGUUUAUUUUGCAAAAGAGUAACCUUCAUAUAAGGUAACAAAGGUAUUUAUUUAUAACCUCUGAAACUUUUUUUUUUUUCUUUGAGAGCGAGAAAGAAACCUACGAGUUGAAAAUAAUUGGUCAUGGUAGGUUUUGGCACAAACUUGAAACAGCACCUCCCCUCCAGGUUGAGCUUAUAGGCACAAAGAAGAAGCAGAAAACCAGUAAUGUUGUGUAAUAUGGCAUCAAUACUUAAUGUCAGUAGUAAAUGCCACUGCAGUAUCAACUAGUGACGGGUAUUUGAUUAUUUUCUUUUAUUUUGUGUGGCCGCCAUUGUAAUGAGAGGAUAAGAAACUGUAUUGUGUGUCACUAACAGUCUUUAAUCAUACAAGGAGGAUGAAAUCAACAAUUUAUCAUGUGAAUAAAUAGAUAUAAUAAUA
Messenger RNA from Penaeus vannamei (Pacific white shrimp), 3901 nucleotides. Its product is annotated as cilia- and flagella-associated protein 97. Lineage: Eukaryota; Metazoa; Arthropoda; Malacostraca; Decapoda; Penaeidae. The record is from RefSeq and is a predicted model, not a curated record. Gene Ontology annotation, biological process: spermatogenesis.